This is a messenger RNA of Cynoglossus semilaevis (tongue sole), 18159 nucleotides long. RefSeq names its product probable phospholipid-transporting ATPase IH. The record is from RefSeq and is a predicted model, not a curated record. Bases 10849 to 14430 code for a protein of 1193 amino acids. Gene Ontology annotation, biological process: phospholipid translocation. Gene Ontology annotation, cellular component: recycling endosome; endoplasmic reticulum; plasma membrane. Gene Ontology annotation, molecular function: ATP hydrolysis activity; magnesium ion binding; ATPase-coupled intramembrane lipid carrier activity. The transcript is spliced from 31 exons. Lineage: Eukaryota; Metazoa; Chordata; Actinopteri; Pleuronectiformes; Cynoglossidae.
CUAACAUGGUCUCAGGCUCUGCAGUAAUGUAAACACUUGCCGUGAUGGAGGUAUGUCGACAGUUUUUGGGUUACUGUCAUGGUUAUACUUUUUGUUUUAUCCAUCUAUCCGUCCAUCUAUCCGUUCAUCCGUUCGUCUAUCUGUCCGUCUAUCCGUCCGUCUGUCUGUCUAUCUGUAAAUGUAUGCAAAUGCUCCAGAGGUUGUCUUUAGUUUAGUCCUGUUCAGAACUGUUGUGGCUGUAACUUUUUGUUUGUUUGUUUGUUUUGGCUUUUUUUUUCAGUUUUAUUCCAGUUUUUCAAUCAUGAACCAGUGUCUUGUCAGUCAUCUAAAAUCCUGAGACACAUCCUUUAUCAGUCUCCCAUCUUGAAAUCUUGUUGAAAUCUUUCAACAGUUCUACAUAGAAAAAAGCUGCUGUGUUGACUUCUGUUGGUAGUUUUUUUAAAGUACUUAAUGCAACUUUUCACUCCAGAUCUUGACGCUUGGAAACAUGUUGAUGUUCUUGUUGGUUCUUCUCCAUGGUUUUUUUAGUAAACAUCUAAACAAAGUACACCUACACUUGGUGCUUUAGUAUAUUUUUAUACUUUAUAUUAUUGUCAUUAUGUUUGUAUGUAUGUAGUAUAUAUUCAUACAUAUAUCUGUAUACAUCUAAAUUAAUUUAGAACGCUUUGAUAGAAAACGAUAUCACUUCCUAUAAUAAUAGAAAUAAAUACAUAUAUAUGAAUUAGACAAUCUGACAUAAAACUGAAUCAUUUUUUUCCAUCAUCACCUGUCUCCUGAAUGACAAAGGUGUUUUUUUUUAAUUAUCAAUAUUUAGUUGAACAGUCAUCAGGAGAGAAGAGGUUCUUGAACCUGUUAGAUUUCAGUCUAUUCCAUUCAGAUGUCACUCAGACCUCAAGGGCAGUUCAUUUGUUUUCUGUCCUUGCACACAAAUGAAGUGGAAACUAACGAAUGCGUGGAAAUAAGUUACUAAUUAUUUUUUAAUUAAAUGGAGAAUUUGGAACAAACAUUUCGCUCAAGAGGCAAAGCAUUUAAAAAAGCAGAUAAUUUAACUCUCUACAAAACAAGAAAUGGAAUUUUUUGAAAAAAAAAACAACUUUCAUUUCUUGUAACACUUAUUUAAAAUAUUCAGCUUACACUUUGAUCUACAUGUCUGUCAUACUAAACUAUUGACAGAUGACAUUACAGGACAUAAAAACAGUAUUUGACUCAUUUUUAUAUUAAAAAAUAAACUUGAAAAAUAAAUAAACCUUCAUGAGGCUCGAGAUGAUUGGAAAAGAUCACAUCAUGACAGGCUGUUACACGUAGACUAGAUAUUACACAGUGGAGAGAAGAGCAGAGGCAGAUGAGAGGGGAUUCCUCCUAUUUACUCGGGAGAGUGUUUCAUUAAAAAUCUGUUGAAGUGAUUUUAUUAAUUGUGGUGUUGUAGCAACCAUGAAUGAAAUACAUUUGGAGAAAUUCAGUGGUGGCUCUUUGGGUGGCAAUGAUCUUCAUCAGAGAAUUUUUGCAGAUGAAGUGGCAACGAUUAUAGAAGACCAUUACUAGAUAGACAUGGAUCAGGAGAAGAUUUUAGAAUUUUGUUCUGUACAUUUGUUCUGUAGUGUUGGAAUGUUUGACACCUGAUUUUGUUUGUGAAUAAUCCAAUAGUCCAAUAAUACAGCCUUUGGUUUUCAUCACUGUCCAUUCUAAUACUGGCUUCUUGAACUUGUCAAGAUUUGCUUUCAAAACACGAGGGACAUCUGAGCGUUGAGUUUUUGAACUUUUCAAACUCCGAGGUUCCACUGCAGUUCAUUCAUUUUGGCAUUGAUUUUUCAAACCAGAAACAGCCUGAGUAUUAGCAAAGAAAGAGAGAAUACAGACAGAGGGCAGAGGGCUUACACACUAUUAUACAUUUAUUUAUGUAAAGUUUUGGGAAUAACUCUAUCUUUGUUUGCAUUCUUAAAAUAAAUGUGUUUGUGUUAUACCUCAAAGAAAUUAAGUGUUGGUACUUUAUACUGAUAAAGUACUGAUAUACUGAGCUCCUCCUGACAUUAAAAUAUACCUUUUAUUGAAACUGACAAUGUUCCAAUUUAGGAUGUAAUGUAAAAAUAAUGAAAGCAUCAGUGAACUUUUUUAGGCUGCAUUUUUAAAAGGAUUAAAACAAAAUGAACUUCAAUCUCGAGUUUACCCCAGGUUUUGAUCCACGUUUUUUUUUUUUCCUCGUGGAUCUCGGGACAACAACGCUGCCCCGUGAUCCAUGCAGUCUGACGGGUCCGCUCUGAUAAACUCAUAACACACAUGGCAGGGAAACUAAAAACCAGGGCCUAAUUAGCAGGUGGGGGUGAGUAUGAUGAAGAAAGAGGGAGGGAAGAUUGAAAAUCAAAACGAGCAAGACUUUAUCGAGGGAGCUGGUGACCUCAGCUUAUUUAUUCAUGGCGAUACUAAAGAGGACUUAAGAACAAAGUGUGCUGCGAAGUUCCCAACCACAAUACUGUGCUGCCUGUGCUACGUUGCCAUGUAUUAUAUACUCUCCACCCUGCCUGCCGCCUUCAUUUCGCUUUCUUACAUGCACUUGACACCUUCUGAGUCAACUCACCUGUCCAGGUAUUCCUGCAAUCCAGGCCAAGCCUUGUCAGGUGGAGGAAAGUCUAUCCCAGGGUGGAGACAGGGGGGAAGAAGAGGAGGAGGAGACGGGAGUCGCAGGACCAUCUGCUGGUAGGGAGGGAGGAAGGAGGGAGAGAGGAUCAUAUUUUAUUUCCAUAAAACAUAAAUUCACUCAUCUGCUGUCAGGAAGGCAAAAAAAAGAAAGAAAACUCGGCCUCUUUGUCAUCUUAAUCUCACUUUUAAGAUGAUUAAAGCUUCUACAUGUGAGCCCAACAUGUUGCGUGCACGUGUGCACAUGCUGAUGCCUGUCACCCUGCGAUACAGCAACAAUCUUUCUGCAGGGGUCGGACUGACGGCUGGUUGGUGGCCUCGACGACACCCUAACUGCAGGGAGAGCGGCUCGGCGGGGGGUCGACCACUCACUGGAUGUCAUUGUUUAACAAGCAGUUCGGAGAAAACACAAACUUCACCCGGUACAGAGAGCGACCCACAACUGUGUGUGCGUUGAUAUGGUAAUAACACACACAACUUGGUGUGUGUGUGUUUGUGUGUGUGUGUGUGUGUGUGUGCGUGCGUGCGCCUGCCUUUCAACUUGUGAACACGAAGAGGUCGCAGAGGAAAAUGUGUUAUUAUUUCCACCUCCCAGCAAGAAAUUGGUCUUUCUGCUCUGAAUUCGUCUCAUUUCUGGCACCACCGUGACACUGAGCGCUAAAAAAAGCAGCUGCUUUUGCACUUUUGACAAAUUUCAGUAUCAUUACUUUGUCAUUGGAAUAUCCAGGUUGCACUUUCCUCCAGCGAACAACAUAGUUCGGUGGAGAAAUGUAAUGGUUCUGAGAUAUUCUGACUCUCACUGUGCCUGACCUGCUGUAAACGUUAGAUGUUUACUGAAGGAAACGUACCUCACUUGUUAUUUAUAUGUAUACAUCAUUAUGUGAUUAAUAAUCACAUUUAACCCUGAGUUUCUGGAGAAGAUUGUAUACAGAGGCUGCUACCGCCUGGCUGGUGGUAGCAGGCGUAGCUCCGCCCCGAUUGGGGGUCAAAAAGCCAUCAGAUUUCUGUAUCUAUAUUCAGAUUUUCUCUCUCUAUAUAUAUAUUCAGACUUUCAUUAUAUAUAUUCAGACUUUCUGUAUAUAUAUUCAGACAAUCAUUAUAUAUAUUCAGACUUUUUGUGCAUACAUUCAGACUUUCUGUAUAUAUAUUCAGACUUUAGUUAUAUAUAGUCAAGGAUUUAUUUCCAGAACGGCAUGACAUAAUGUAUAUGUAUAUAUAUAUAUUUAAAAUCAGAGUGAACAAUUUUCACUUUUUUUUACCAAACUUGAAUAGAAACCUUUAAUAGGGAUGUAUUUAGGCCUUAAAAAAAGUUUUAUUCCAAACGCAGAAAAUGUCAAAUAAGUGAAAUGUGACCUCAUGUGAAAAAAAAGGAUUAGGUUCACUGAAAAUUUAUAAAGAAUUUCUAAUUAUGAAGUAUAGCUUACAGGAGUGAUGAGAUAAAAAGGAGGAAUAUAGAGAAGUAGCUUUAAUAUUUUCAUAAGCUAACGUUUUUAGAUCUAUGUAUAUACUGCACCUGCCUUUGUAAGAAAAUGGAUGUAUGUGGAUAUAUUAAAAAUGUUGUUCACCCUCUCUCUCACACACGCACACGCACACGCACACGCACGAACACUUGAAGGAACAUGUGCCCGUGCUCUGUGUAACUCCACAGGGUAUCAGAUUUUCGGUCUCAGUGGUGUAACUGCAGUACACAUCUGUCUCUUCUGCAUUAGUGUGAUAGAUGUACUUUUAUGCUGCCAUUAGAGGCGAGGCAGUGCACAGUGCAGGCCUUGAGUAUGCUAAUGUGCCCUCUCACACCUGCAGUUUCCAAUUACUCCCGAGGAAUGGAGCCAAGACUCAGGGCUGCAGCCACCACCAAUAAUAUGAGUAAUGGCAAAAUUACACAAGUCUUUUGUAGCAAAUAGGGGAUUUGAAGAAAAAAAAAAGGAUGGAAGGAAUCAUUCAGUGGGGGAUGGAGUAUGAGAGAGGGGAAGAAAAGGAGAGGGAGUUGAGAGCAAGGAGGAGGAAAUAUGUAGGGUGAGGAUGAUGGAGGUUCAGUGGCUCUAUUUGUACAGGUUUCUGACUUUCAUCACAUUCAUUUGACUGUCAUUGAACAAUGUGCUCUGUAGACCGAGUCACUAGUCACUAGUGGGCCAAAUGUAGAAAAAUUCAGAGGAAUAGUUUUAAAAAUAUAGGUGCUCCAACAUUGGUGGCAGAGUUUUCCUUUAAAGGACUUUUUGUUGCCCUUAUGAAAUGACACAGGUUGUUGUUUUUCAGGAAAUACUCUGUACAAAUAACUUAUUGUUUAAAAUUGACAAAAUUUUAAAGAUUUCCAUUCUUUCAAUGUUUUGUAAUUUUUGUGAUUUUCUUAUUUUGCUCAGAUGUUUUUUCUUUAGCAAAACAUUUAGUCAUGUUUCUGUUAGUUACAGUUCAACAGGUUGAAAACUAACCAUUUCUCAUACUUUUGUGUUUGUUUGUUUUUCUUUAAUCAACUUUCCUUCACGCUUUUUUAAACUAAUUUUCAUUUUUAAAAAGUUGACAUCAUUUCAUCAUGGAAUCCUCCUGAUAUCUUACUGUAUGUGGAAUAGACAAGCCAUCAUGAAGUCACACGCCCCAAAAACACAUUGGACUGGUGUGUGUGUGUGUGUGUGUGGGACGGAAGCCUAGCUGGACAUUUUCCAAAUCCAAUUUAUUUGCACAGCUCAAUUUAAAAUAGCAGCGUUGAAACCAAGGUGCAGCACAGUGAUAAUAGAAUUUGUAAAACACAAACCUGAAAAACAGGGAGAGGAAAUUAUAAGAAAUGAAAACAGAAAAGAAAAAAAAGUGAACUUUUAUUAAACAAUUGCUUAAAAACCACAGCUUAAAGGUUUUGGUUACAAGAAUUAAAGGGGAUAUGUGUUUUUCUAUUUAUAACUAAAACCUAAUGUAAACAUAUAUUUACCAUGUUUAUGGAUUUCAUGGAUGGAUGCAUGGAUUUCCAGCACAAAGAGUUUUAGAGUUAGAAUAAUUAAAGAAAAAAAACAAACCUUGAGAACCCCUGUUUUCAUUAGGCUUUUCAGGGGAAUAUGGACGUUCAAGAUUUAGUUUGAAGAUUACGUUACAAUUUAGAUCAUAAUAGAGUUGGAAUAUAUAGAGCAGCAAUGUAUUUAAAAAAAUUAAUGUUAAUGAAAGGACAGAGAGAGAACACAUUAUGUCAAUGUAGUGUGUAUCGUCACAGAAGAAGACAGAUAUCUGUGUGUGUGUGUGUAUGCGUGCGUGUGUGUCACGGGGGGGGGAGGGUGACUUGGGCUUCUGUAGCUGCAGCGCUUGAUAACAAGUGCAGAGUAUUCAAUCAUCCUGUUGACAGUGAUGUCAGCAGCCACACAUCUUUAUGUUUCUCUGCCUUUUUCUUCUGUUUUUUUUUCUAAACCUCUAUUUGCCACAAGGUCUAAAACACAGGGUACACCACAUUUUAUGACCUUGUUGUCUAAGAACCCUAUGUUAAUAUCAGUAGGAAAAAAGCAAACAGAAAAUGUGGUUCAACACAACACAUCCCAACCAUAAAAAAGCCCAGUUUUCCCCCAUCCACACUCAUUGUCAGAUCAGCGUCUGAUAUCCAAGAAGAGAACUGUCUCCAGAUGUUCCUCUGGUUUGUGUACUGUUGGUGUUAGCAGAUGUGGGUUAGCUUUUUAAACACAUACGGUAGUAUUGAUGUUAAUAUCAACUUGAUUACCUGUACAAAUACAGUAUGCAUGGGCUCUAAAUGGAUUCAAAUCAGUUCCCACAUUGACCACAGAGCAGCUGUGGAAUAUUUAUGCUUAAUCACGAUUAAUUCCAUUAGUCGAUUAAUCGUGACUAAUCAACUCUCAGUCCAAGACCAAGAAAAACAAUCGCUGCUUUUAUAGCAGUGGUAAAAUGAGUCAAGAGUUACUGUAGUUUCAAAACUUGUGAAGUCACGCCAUCAACAAUGUAAACAAAAUGAGUCCCUCAGUAUCCACCUGACAUCUGUUCCUGUCAGCUUGUCAGCCAUAGACUCGCUCACUGCCAUGUGCUGCGUCAGGCUGCUCUGAUGUUAGCCAGGUGUCCUACCUGGAGUUUAAACCCUGCAAACACACGUGUUGAGAUGGUAUUCUUACAGUGAAAUGAAAACCUUUUGUUGACAACCUCUGUGUGUGUGCUAACUGUUUGAUUAUGUUGAUGCUCCACCUCUGUGAGCCUGACCAUCUUACCAGGGUCACAAUUGGUGUCUGUUGAAUUUUAAACUCAACUUUUUUAUUGUACCUUAAAUGGUUGUUGUUUGAGUUUACUGACUACAGUGAUUAGAGUAAUGAAUUACAAACUUGAACUGAGGACAAAACAGUGUUUGAAUUUUAUCCUGACAGUCAGUCUCAUACCUUGGCCAACUAAGACAUGGUUUCUUUUUAAAAAAGGUUUUGUUGUUUACAUUAUUGACAGUUUUUCAGGACCUAGACCAACAAACUAUAUAUUUCAAUAAGCCAGUCUCAAAAUGACCGAGUUUUCCUGCAGUAUCUGGGCCAGGUGACCAGUUUUACUAUGUGGGCUGUGGAUAAAGACACACACUGAGUCAGGAGGCAGCAGGUAAAGCCAUAGUGGGAUUAGUGUGUUGUAUGAGUAGGUGAACACGUUCAGGUCUCUGUCUCCAUAACUCAACUGCUCCAAAACACUUUUCUUCUUAUUACACUCCUCCCUUCUUUCCAUUUUACUUGCUCAGAUCUGCCCAUGUUUGCGUGUGUAUGUGUGUGACUCUCUAUGUGCACAAACUGAAUAUGUUUAAGGGGUGAGAAGGGGGGCAACAAAUCCGUAGAGAGGACUUGGCAGUGGCUCGUCUCCCUCCCGCUUCAUUGCUUUGGUCCUUUCCAAAUCCUAUUUCACGGUGCCAGGCAUCCGCUCCCUGGGAUCUCCACAACUCCCAUCUCCAGACGCAGGUUUAAGCCGCUCUCCUGGCACCAGCAACGGGCAUGAAGAGAGAGAAAGCAUGUGACGCACCCAGCCACCAACACCACAAAAAAAGCACACCUAUUAUCUGGGCUCAGAGAGAGGGACACACGUCCUGCAGAGGACACAUUGCUUACUCACAAAAUCUCUGUCUCGCGUUCUUAAUUCACCUCCACAACAUCCGCCUGAGUGGACAUGACCUGGGAGGUCACGCACGAUUCCCACGAGCUCAUUCCUUCAUCUUUCCAUUCAUUCAUCAAUGUAAAAAUCACUCAGGCAAUCUGUAAACACACUCGAGGACUCGUUCAGUUAACAAAUCAGUGACACACAAAGCUGUUGGUGCUGUUUUUUAAUUCCUACAAAUUAAUACACUGUGGCCGAAUGACUAAAAGACCUAAUUAUCUUCUAAUGAAUUUAUUCUGCCGUCGUAGAGAAUGAACUUAUGCUUAAAUGGUCCUUCAAUUACCGCUAUUCAAAGCAAUUAAUUAGCUGCUCAAUUACCUGUAUCUAAACUAACUGUGAGCCCUGACCCGGGGGAACAUGUACAGUAUGAGCGCCGUUCAGGGAGGCAACACACGUGUUUCUGCACAAUAGCCACCAGAUGGCAGCAAAUAGCUGUAUAUGCUUUAUUUGCAAACCCAUUUUACCCAUUCACUCAUUGAGCUCUUCUGAUUAGUGAUCAUUCUUAUUUUAAUUGUAAGAAAAUGUCUUGUUUAGCUUACAUUUUACUCUUUUAUACAACAAAAUAAUUAGUCUAAAGGAUGCAUUAAAAACGUCUUGGGUUAGGGUUGAUGCUUUUUACUUUUCGCAAUUUCUAUUUCAAAUUUGCUACUUUUUUAGCUAUUUAUCCAGCGGCCAAUUUGUUUAACUCCUGGCCUUCUGUUUUAAAUUACCUUUUAUAUUCAGUAAUGUUUGGAAUGCCAAAAAAAUCAGAUGAGACCAAUUGUUUAUUAUAUCUGGGAUAUUAAGCACAACACCAAUAUUUUUUAAAUGGUAAAUAAACAAAAGGUGUGUUCUGAUGUGUCCACUGAGACAUUAACUCACCAUUAGUCAGUAAGUGCCCUCAGGUCUACAGGGAGGCUAACAGCAGCAUUGAGCUUUAAUAGGUCAGAGCUAUGAGUGCAGCUGCAUCUUCAUGCAUAAUUAAUGUCUGUGUCUGUGCUAAUUGAAAGCCAUAAGUCCACAAAUGAAAUGUUCAGUGUAGAUGUUACAGUCUGCUGUCGCUGGGUUUCCUGGCAUGGAUGAGUGGAUACAUUUAAAUUUUACUAGUUUUUACAGAAGUUCUACAAAUAUGGACCCUGUCACAUUUAGCAUUUUGGAAUGAUUUUAUUCACAUUGCUUAAUGCUUAUGGUCCCUGGACUAUUUGUUAGAUUUAUUACUUUAUAAAAUUAAUUGAUUUGAUAGUAUUCAACUAACCUUUAUGUAUUACAGGUGUUGCAAUUCAAGGAAAAAGAAAAUUGUGUUCUAAGCUUUUUGGUUUCCUGUUUUUUUGUUUUUUUGUUAUUAUACUCCCACCUUUAUCUUCUUACUCCUCACUUUUGUCCUUGAGUUGUUCAUAAUAUUAUUCCUAGAACAUGUUUAGACUCAAUUCAUAUUUUUCUAUAGCUAGGUUUUUAGAUUUUGGCUAAUGAUUAGCAAUUAUAGCAGUAGCAUAUUCUUUGACUAGCAUAACAAAGCUACAAUGUUCAGUUGUUGAUGUGUUUAACAGUGUGUCAGAAAGAGAGCACUUAAAGCGUAUGUAUUUUUAUUUUAAUAUUCAGUUCCUUCUCCUCUUAAUUGAAACUCAUGAGUUUAAGGAUUUUCGAGGAUCUAAGUUUUAAUUUGCACAGAUUUUGGAAGAAAAUGUUUUAGAAAAUAACAGCAAGAAUAACAACUUUAGUUUAUUAAUAAGACAAAAAACAUUGAUAUCCUGCCAAACCUUUUCUUAGUUUAUGGUGUCAUUAAUAUAGCUUCUAGUUUGCCACUGAUUUUAAUACCCUGAGCCCUGAAGCAUUUAGAGUAUGUGAAAUCUCUUUGUCUAAUUAAACCCAGAGUUAAAUAUAGGCUACAGUAAGCUGAGGAAAAUGUUUUACUCCACUUACAAUGUCAGUGCAGAGGUCUAACAUACUUAGGGAACACGUCACUGUCAAUUCUUGAUUGACAUUUGUACAACUCAACAAAUAUGAUCAGAAAAAAGAAGUUGCAGGAAAAACAUGUGUUGCCGUAUAUGCUUUUUUACAAACAAUAAUAACGUCAAUGCUGAAAACUAAUUCAAUCCAGCAGCUUUGUGGAAAUGUUUAAACAGAUAUUACUGCAUGUAAAAGCAAAUACAACAAACAAACAAACAAACAAACAAAACCCCAAUAAGUACUGUGUGUUCUUGACUUCUAAUUUGUAAAUGUCGAGCUACUAACCCAUAUGCUCUUGCAUGCAAAAGUAACUAUGGGUUGUAUUCAUAGUGUCAAAACAAUUCAAAAGUAUAAGAAGAUGGGCUGAAAAUGGAGUGGGACUCAAUGAAAACUUGUAUAUGCCCAAAAUGUUUAGGCUGUGUUUAAUACUUGAAGUAUUUAUUAAUACCAGUGUUUGAGUGCUUUAUUAAAUGAUAAGUACUUUGGAUUUCACUUUAACUGUUAAAUAAAACGUACGAAUAGUUUUUACCACUAAAAGACUUUAGCACUGUUGCUUCUCCAUGUGGUCAUACGGGGUCACUUGUUUUGUAGUGGACAGCACUUGUCUGAGUGGAUGGAUUAAUUUCUCUACAAUGCGCAUGCUCAGUGCGGUCACCUGACGGCUGCCUGUGGACGUUUGUGGUUGACACUGCUUCACCGGGAUCUACCGCUGUUGUAUCCGAGGGAGCGGGGCAUUGACUUACUGAGGGUCUGUCUGCUGCGGGCUUUUAAACACUCUACCGAGGCCAAGAGUCGCCACAGUAACGGGCCUCGGUGGUUUUUGGAGUUUAGUUUUUUACGUCGGCGGUUUGCGGUGAAAUGUAGCUCAGCGGUAGGGGUUGCAGCGGGAGUGCGAGUGUGAGGUUGCAUUCGCCACAGUCGAUGCAUGGCUCUUCACCGGGAUGCCAUGAAAAUCAGCGAACUGGCCGAGCACUGCUCCUCUUCACUGGUAUCACAACAGAAACGGCGGAGGGAGCAGUGGAGCUGGUGGUGACAAGCGGCGACGACAAGGAAGAUGCUGCUGAUGAUGGCGAUGAUUGUGACGAUGGAUACUGGCGGAAAGAGCCACAUUAUUAGGUAGCGUUUACGAAGACACGACGACCGACCGAAGGUCUCUGCUGUAGAGUUCACUCGCCGCCGGAACUACGAGCAAAAAGGAUGGAUUUCAGCCUCCUCCGAAAUAUCAUCAGCAGAUACUGUGUGGGGGAGGAGAUCUGGGUGGACAGUCGGACCAUCUACAUAGGACAUAAAGAACCACCACCGGGAGCCGAGGCCUACAUCCCUCAGCGUUUCCCUGACAACCGCAUUGUCUCCUCCAAGUACACCUUCUGGAACUUCAUUCCCAAGAAUCUGUUCGAGCAGUUCAGAAGAAUUGCCAACUUCUACUUCUUGGUCAUAUUUCUAGUCCAGCUUAUCAUCGACACCCCGACCAGCCCAGUCACCAGCGGUCUGCCCCUCUUCUUUGUUAUCACUGUCACCGCCAUAAAACAGGGCUACGAGGACUGGCUCCGACACAAAGCCGACUGCUCUAUAAAUGAGUGUCCGGUGGAUGUGGUGCAGCGAGGGAAGGUGGUGAGGACACAGAGUCACAAGCUACGGGUUGGAGACAUCGUUAUGGUCAGGGAGGACGAGACAUUCCCCUGUGACCUCAUCCUUCUUUCCUCCAGCCGCCCAGAUGGGACCUGUUAUGUCACCACCGCCAGCCUGGAUGGAGAAUCCAGCCACAAGACCUAUUACGCCGUACCAGAUACCAUGGCCUUUAGAACGGAGCAGGAGGUGGACUCAUUACACGCCACCAUUGAAUGUGAACAACCACAGCCUGACCUCUACAAAUUUGUGGGACGCAUCAAUAUAUACAAGGACAGGGAAGAGCCUGUAGCCAGAACUCUUGGUGCUGAGAACCUGCUCCUCCGAGGAGCCACACUGAAGAACACUCAGUAUAUCUACGCUGUUGCAGUCUACACAGGCAUGGAAACCAAGAUGGCACUAAAUUACCAGUCUAAAUCCCAGAAGCGCUCCGCUGUAGAAAAGUCGAUGAAUGCCUUUCUGAUAGUGUAUCUCUUCAUCUUGAUCAGUAAGGCCGUGAUCAACACUGUUCUGAAAUACGCCUGGCAGUGGUCUCCCGACAGAGACGAGCCCUGGUACAACCACAGAACGGAGAACGAGCGGCAGCGGCACGUGGUUAUCCGAGCCUUCACAGACUUCCUGGCUUUCAUGGUCCUGUUUAAUUACAUCAUCCCAGUGUCCAUGUACGUGACGGUGGAGAUGCAGAAAUUCCUUGGCUCCUAUUUCAUCACGUGGGAUGAGGAGAUGUUUGAUGAUGAGCUGGGAGAAGGAGCUCAGGUCAACACCUCCGACCUGAACGAAGAGCUGGGACAGGUGGAGUAUGUGUUCACGGAUAAAACCGGCACUCUGACCGAGAACAACAUGGAGUUCAUCGAAUGUUGCGUUGAUGGGAACGUCUACAUCCCACAUGCCAUCUGCAACGGGCAAAUCCUCAGCGCGGCUUCCAGUAUAGACAUGAUCGAUUCCUCACCUGGAGGAUAUCGAAGAGAACACGAGGACCUGUUCUUCCGAGCGCUCUGUCUCUGCCACACGGUCCAGGUGAAGGAAGAGGAGACGGUGGACGGUAUCAAGAGAGGCAUCCACCAGGGCAGGCCCACAUCCUUCUACAUCUCCUCUUCACCAGAUGAGGUGGCCUUAGUGGAAGGAAUGAAGAGGCUGGGUUAUACCUAUCUGAGGCUGAAGGACAGCUACAUGGAGAUCCUCAAUAAAGAUGAUGAAAUUGAAAGGUUUCAGCUCCUCCAUGUGUUAAAUUUUGACUCUGUCAGGAGGAGGAUGAGCGUCAUAGUCAAGUCCAGCUCAGGAGACUACCUGCUUUUCUGUAAGGGUGCCGAUUCCUCCAUUUUCCCCCGGGUGGUGUCUGGGAAGGUGGAGCAAGUGAGAGCCCGUGUGGAGCAGAAUGCUGUGGAGGGCCUGCGGACUCUGUGUGUUGCCUAUAAAAAGCUGUCAGAGUCUGAAUACCAGGAGGCUUGUCAUCACCUGACCGAAGCCAAACUGGCCCUGCAGGACAGGGAGCAGAGGCUGGCGCAUGCGUAUGACAUCAUUGAGAGGGAAUUUGUGCUUUUGGGGGCCACGGCUGUUGAGGACAGGCUCCAGGAGAAAGCAGCGGAUACCAUCGAGUCCCUGCACAAGGCUGGGAUGAAGGUGUGGGUCCUCACCGGAGACAAGAUGGAGACGGCGGCAGCUACCUGCUAUGCUAGCAAGCUGUUCCGCAGGAGUACACAGAUACUGGAGCUGACGAAGAAACGCACGGAGGAGCAGAGUCUGCACGAUGUUCUGUUUGAGCUGAACAGGACCGUCAUCAGACAACGCUCCAUGUCUGGGUUGUCAGUGGAUUGCCUUGACUUUGGUCUGAUCAUUGACGGGGCCACGCUCUCUGCUGUAUUAAAACCGAACCAGGAAGGCGCCGGGAACGGAAACUACAGAGAGAUCUUUCUGGAAAUCUGUCGUAACUGCAGUGCUGUCCUCUGUUGUCGGAUGGCGCCACUGCAGAAAGCACAGAUUGUGAAACUGAUCAAGGCUUCCAAAGAGCAUCCCAUAACACUCGCCAUUGGUGACGGAGCCAAUGAUGUCAGUAUGAUACUGGAAGCACACGUGGGCAUUGGCAUCAUGGGUAAGGAGGGCCGACAGGCAGCAAGAAACAGUGACUACGCCAUUCCUAAGUUCAAACACCUGAAAAAGAUCCUGCUCGUUCAUGGUCACUACUACUACAUCAGAAUCGCUGAGCUCGUUCAGUACUUCUUCUACAAGAAUGUGUGCUUCAUCUUUCCUCAGUUCCUCUAUCAGUUUUUCUGUGGCUUCUCCCAACAGCCACUUUAUGACACCGCCUACUUGACGUUGUACAAUAUAAGCUUCACUUCGCUCCCAAUCCUCCUCUACAGCCUGGUGGAGCAGCACGUCAGCAUGGAGACACUGAAGAGGGAGCCAACAUUGUACAGGGACAUAGCGAAGAACUCUCUCCUGCGUUGGCCCGUCUUCUUGUACUGGACAUGUCUAGGUGUGUUUGAUGCUGUUAUCUUCUUCUUCGGUGCCUACUUCCUGUUUGACAACACCACCUUCACCAGCAACGGCCAGAUGUUUGGGAACUGGACUUUUGGGACACUUGUCUUCACUGUGCUGGUUUUCACUGUUACACUCAAGCUGGCCUUGGACACACACCACUGGACCUGGAUCAAUCACUUUUUCAUCUGGGGAUCUCUGCUUUUCUACGUCAUUUUCUCUCUUCUCUGGGGGGGCAUCAUAUGGCCUUUCCUGAACUACCAGAGGAUGUACUACGUUUUCAUGCAGAUGUUGUCCAGUGGCCCAGCCUGGCUCAGUAUCAUCUUACUUAUUACAGUGAGCUUGUUGCCAGAUGUUAUCAAGAAGGUGCUGUGCAGGUCGAUGUGUCCCACGGCCACUGAACGUGCACAGGCUCAUGAGAAGCUUUCACAGCAAGGUGUGGCCAUGACUUCACACUCUUGUCGCUCCUGCAAGGGCACAAGCGUAGACUCCUCUCACCUCCACCUCGGAGCUGCAGAGGCCUUGCCGCUCCACAGGUCUGAUCACAUGCCCCAGAAACUGCUGGCCCACUUGGCAGAAGGGGGAGGGUCAGAUUUGUGCCCCCUCAGCCCUUACAUGCUCCGUCUCUCAGGGGCAGGAUUCGCAUACUACGCUCCGGGGCCGGAGACCUCUGUGUGAGACACAGGUGCAAACUGUGACACUUGUGAUUCUAAUUGGUUAAAACACUGAGCAUGUAGAACGUCACACGACCAAGAUCUGCAUUUUUAGGGAUCGAGAAUCCGUAGACGAAAGUACCAACAAGUUUUGGUCCAAUAGAAACAUAGAGAUGCUAAGUUCACCAUGUGCAUUAACUUGGAUACACCGGAGCGGUCAACCCUUUAUAGGCUCUGUUGCCCUACUCCCAUCUUUCUGUUUCAGUCCUCGUGUCUGUCUCUGCUAAAAACUCUCACUUGGAUAAAGUCUAAGGACAAAAGAGGAAUCACGUGUGAAGGUGCAAUAUUUAUGCACAUGGAAGUGUCAGCAUGUCAACAGUCUCGUCCUUCCUUUUUUUCCCCUCAUUUUUGCCUGUUCCUCCAUGUCUGUCCUUUUUUCUUUUUUGUUUGAGGAUAUUUAUGUACAGUCUGUGGUCUGGCCAAGAAAAAGGGAAGCCGUCAAGCUCAACCCUUUAGGUGUGCGAGUGUGUGCAUGUGCGCGAGUGUGUGCAUGAAUUUGCCUGAUCUUAUAUGUUUGUAUGUGAACACACCUUUGCCUUACAGGUAACCACACAGCAGCAGCAGCAGAAGCAGACUAGGCGCCAAAGGAGAAAUGUAUAUUUAAAAGGAGUGCUGGUGUAUUUUUCUAAGCCUUACACACAAACAUAGACACACACACACACACACACUAACAUACACCCAUCUGCUGGAGGAGAGAUAUGAGGGAGAACUGAAGAGGGGCGUGCAGUAUACUAACCAACCUGCCUUAAUUCAUAGAUUUUCAGUAGAUUAUAUUAUAUAACUAGGUUAUUUUAAAUACACUUGUCAAAAUAAAUGGAUAUUUAGGGGAUAUUUAUUAAAUUCUCAUGAAUGUUACUUACAUUGUCUAAUUUUCCUGACACCAGCCGAGCUCUGCUGCAUGGUUUUCUCUACAUCGCUCUCCUUUGUCCCACAUUAAUCCUCAUUAAAUCAUAGACCAUAUAUGAAAAAUGGACAGAGAGAGCAUUGCUGUAAAGUGAGACUUCAUAAGAAGACAGAAAGUUCCACCUCUUGAGUAUUCUUUGUUGCCUUAUGGGCUCAAACAUGUAUCAAAUACUCAGUAAUAGUAUUAUUAACAACAAAACAUUACAUUCCAAAAAAGGCAAAAGGGUUUUUUUUAUUAUUCAAGAACCCAGAAGUAAAAUUUAUGUUGAGGUUUCAUCAUUUUUUAGAUCAUAAGAAAUUCUUCAUGUCUGGAAUCUACACUAAAACGUAGCUAAGGUCAUGGACUGGUUUAGGGCUGAAUUUCAGCCUUUGACCUGGUAUUGUGCAGUGCUUCUGUUUAUCCCCCCAAUGUUCAACCAUCUGUCUUGGGGCUUUAUUAUCUAUUUUUAUUAUCUUUAAUUUCUAUUUUAACUUUUCAUUUACAAAUGUGAAUGUAAUAUUUAAGUGAACAGACUCAAAACCAGUUAACUUUUCUCCAAAACCACCAUUAUGUGUAACUUCUGAGGUUUCCAAGAUCAUCAUUGGUGCCUUUCUCAUAUAUGGUCUACGCACUGACUUUAUGGUUUGGGUUUGUUUGUUUGUUUUCACCUUUUUUCUUUUUCCUAUGAGUGAGCAGUUUCCUCACCCAUGCCUCCCCGUGGCCAUGUAUAGUAACAGCAGCAGUAGUGUUUUUUUUAACGACGUCGGCAUUGACCUGCUGCUGUGCUUGUGUUUGCUGCCAUAAUUUAUGUUAUAAAGAAUUUAAUAUAUAUAGUUGUAUGACGGAGGAUAUUUCCUUGUGUUUCAUUGGUCGCUCUUUUUUUUCCUGCGAAAUUUAUUAUCAAAAUGUAUUGAUGGCUGUCACUGUUUCUGUGGAUGAAAGACCUCUGUUGUACUGUAUGUGUAGCCCAGUCAGAGGGCUGUAGUAUCCUGUGGUCUGUGGUACGUAGGAGUGAGACUUGAAUCAGCGAUGUCACAAUCAAAUCGGUGAGAAUGUAGAACUGAUUAGUCUGUCACGUCCUUCAGCUGGAGAUUGUAGUUCAUUGUGGAGGAACCUCCUCUCCACAUGUCUCUGACACCUGAUGUCCUCUGUGUCCAAAGCAUAUGUGUUGCAUUACAAGGCGAGCAACUGACUCUGCAAGUCCUGAAUGUCAGACUUUGAGACAUUUUUGUACAUUUCUACAGUUUAUUUUCCUACACAUCACCAUUAUCUGCCAACAUGUACAGAUUUAACAACUUUUUCAUCAAUGACUUUCAGUUUAGUUUGAGGUUUCUCACAACUUAUAGUCCUCAAACAUCCAGUAGUGUUUGCGGCUCAACAUCCUGACCUCAGCUUCCCAUGUCACUGUACUUUGGUUAGAGAUCAUCCGGUACUGUCAGAAGGAAAAACAGGACAUUUUGUCCAACAAAGACCAAGAUGUACUUUUCCUAGACUUUUGGACCUUUUUGUAUUUAAUACAGUCAAAACAUAAUUGCAAGUGUAAUGCAACAUUGUGCACAAGCCAGUUCCUUGUCUUGUAAGGGUCAGUUUCUUGCAAGACACCAUUGUGAGUUGCUCGGGUAUCUGGUUUGGACAUGUGCGGCUCCAGUCUGAUUUUAAAAUGAAAAAAAAACAACAGGUAUGUGACUACAUGAUUACACACGAUUAUGUAGCAGUGGUUCCUGUUGCAACAAACUUGUAAUUUAAGAAUUUCAUUGAUUUUGUUUUGCAGUUGCUUUGUUCAUAGUGGGCAUGUUAUGCACACUUUUUACAAGCCGAGCAAACCCACUGAGACCUCUUAGAAGAAAGGUCUCAAAUGCUCACCUGCCUCAUGCAGACUUGGAGAUCAUACAAGUGAGAUCUGAUAAAAGGCAAUAUAUCCACGGUUUUGAUCAGACCCAAGUGAACUACAAGUGUAUAAAUGCACCCAAAGAACAAAACCCACAGUUUGAGGAAUUGGUGCAUGAUGCAGGACAUUUGGAGUAGUAUUUUGAGCCGAUGAAAGCAUGGUUCAACACCCAUGCUGUUCUUUCCAAAAUACUAGGACAAAGUGUGAUAUGUAUCCAUAUAUCACCAUGUCUGUUGGUGUCCUAGUUUAAAGUACAUAUUUCAGUCAUGUUUGUGGUAAAAAAAGGAAAUACUACUUUUGUACUCCACAGAGAAUAUUGUAACUAUAUUUUAAUGCUGUUAGAAGUUAUAUUUACUUUUGUUGUUACCAAAAUGAGAUACAUGAUAUAAUUUAUUAGAGAUUUACCUAUAGGUCUACACACUGCACUUUGCUCAACAUGAGAUCUGAUUUCCCCAUGAAACAAGGUCUAUUGUCAGCGCACUCCGUUUAUAAAUAUUCACUAUUUUUCGCAGGUUAUUUUUUAAAGAAGAUUGUCAUCGACCAGAGGUGAAAAAGUGACCAAAUAACUUGACUUGUUGGAAGGAACUGUGUCAGACUCUGUCUUUGUGAUGGGCUCUAAUCACACCAGCCAUGUAACUGCUGAUCAGAAUGUCAGAACUGCUUUUCUAAGUCCAUCAGCACAACAGCGGGAGCUCAUCCUCCAUCACUCAUGAGAAUAGUAAAGGUUUGGAAGCAACAGCUCACAAGGUACCUCCACUACAACACUGUUUCUACAACUAAAACUGCUUGUGGGAAAUAACUUUUGCGAAAGGGAUGUGUUAGUUUUAAAACGUUCACUGUUUGACUAUUUUCCAGCCUGUCUGUAGCAAAUGAGGACAAACCACUGUAUUGUCAUUCUGCUUGUAAUAAAUAAAGGGUGCAAA